Molecule: messenger RNA, 405 nt
Organism: Adineta steineri
Lineage: Eukaryota; Metazoa; Rotifera; Eurotatoria; Adinetida; Adinetidae
Source: the annotation of a GenBank genome assembly
AUGGUUAAUUUUACUCAACUAUCACUUAAUAUACCAAUGCUUCUACAUUUCCUUCGUCUCGAUCGUGUUAGUCCAGCAACAGGCACAUAUUGUAAAACGUGGAUGUACAUUGAGUCGACUCUUGAUGCUGCCAAUGAAUUUUUAGUAGCUGUUAUAUCUAUUCAACGACAUACACUCAUUUUUCAACCAAAUCUAUUACAUAUACGUUUCAAACGGUAUCUUCUAUAUUAUUUACCACUUCUGUUCUGCAUUAUUUAUCCAGUUGUUUUUUAUUUGGGUACUAUUAUUUUGUAUUCAUGUGAUGAAGCACAAUGGAACUUUACAUUAAAUGCAUGUGGUGAUACUAUCUGUUAUCUUUCAGAUAAUGAGAUAUUAGCUGGAUAUGAUUGGAUAGUGAAUACUGGA